AUGGUCUCAGCUGAAUCAUCUCAAAUUAAUGAUGAUUUAUGUACUAAAUCCAGAAAUCGCAUUGAGCAGGAUCUACAUGUGUGGGAUUCAAUUGAAGAAUUAGAAAGUGGAAGGCGGAUGGUAGGGGUUCUGAACCAGUUAGAUCAUUACUUUAACCUUCACAAGGCACCAACAACCACUGUGUACAUGUGCAGUCAUCAAAUAGACUAUAUAAAAUCUCGUCUGGCCAACGUAGGAUGGGAUUGUGGCUACCGAAACUGUCAGAUUCUUAUGAGCUUCCUUCAAAAGAAUCGCAUAUUGAAACGCAUAGGAGAUAUCGCCCAACUGCAGAUAUGUUUAGAAAAAGCAUGGGAUCAAGGCAAGCAUCAAGAUUACGAUACAGUUGGAGCGAAACUAUUUGAGAAAGAUGUGUACAAGACAACUAAGUGGAUAGGGACUACUGAAGUUCACACACUAUUCUCCUACCUCGGCAUUAGAACCACAAUUUUAGACUUUUCACAACCAAGUGGUCCUAAUCAACAGCAUGGUUUUCUGCUGGACUGGAUUCAAUCAUACUUUUCUACUAAUGAAGCUCCUCCGCUUUACCUCCAAUACUCUGGCCAUAGUGUCACAGUCAUUGGGAUUGAGAUCACUCGAAAAAAGCGAAGCCUACUUUUACUCGAUCCUCAGCGUCACUGGUUCCGUGCCUUUUCUUCGAAUAAGACACCAUCAUUCUUUAAAAGACCAUUUCGUAUGCACCCUAGAGAGAUUUCAAGGAAUCCACAGUAUCAGAUCCUAGUAUUGGGAAAAGUUACUGAUAAACGGAAUCAAGAAGCUAAUACUUCUGAUACCCCUGGGUCACUUGUGUGGCAGCCUGAUUACUUGCUCACAGACAUCGAAAGAGAUACCAUGAAAGUUGUUUCAACCAUUAGAGUUAUAUAG
Messenger RNA from Phycomyces blakesleeanus NRRL 1555(-), 921 nucleotides. RefSeq lists its product as hypothetical. Bases 1 to 921 code for a protein of 306 amino acids. The record is from RefSeq and is a predicted model, not a curated record. The transcript is spliced from 4 exons. NCBI's taxonomy places the organism in Eukaryota, Fungi, Mucoromycota, Mucoromycetes, Mucorales, Phycomycetaceae.